AUGGAUAUAGAACUUGACCAACAUGGGGGACCAAGUAAUAGGGAUGAACCUGCUACAGAACAAACCGCUAAUGUGAGCAUGAGUUCAAGAUCAGCUUCGUCGUAUUCACAAAACCAUGACCAACAGGCUACAACAAUGCGCUUGACGCAUAUAAGACAGUUAGCCCGUUUGUCUACGUCUCGAACAACCAAUGUGGUCACUCAAAAUUAUGUGCCUGAAGUUACCUCAAGUCAUCACCUCCAACAUUGCAUUAACAGUGAGUCUACUAAUAUUCAUAAGGAUCAAGACAACAACAUUGAGCAAGAGAGUAACCAAGAGAAUUGGCGUAGAAACAGAGUUAAUACGGUGAGGCGUAUAAGGAGAGCAAUUGUAAAUUACAACUGCGGCAGAGAUUGGCACGAAGGAUAUGGUGUCCCAGUAUUACGAUUGCCAUCACUAAGAACAUGUCCAUACUGUAAUGCAUGGUUAUUCCAUCAUGAGACAUCCAAUAUGUGUUGUUUGAAUGGAAAAAUUGUUCUUCCGCUAAUACCCUCUCCUCCAGAGAUGAUGCAGCUCUUUUCUGAUCAAACAGAUGUUGGUCGAAAGUUCAGACAAAAUAUCAGAGCCUACAAUAAUGUGUUUGCAUUCACUUCAAUGGGUGUGCAUGUUGAUGAAUCACUUAAUGCUCAAAGCCGUGGAAUAUAUACUUUUCGUGCUCAAGAAACGAGGAUUGCCCAUGUACAUAUGCUGGUCAUGCUGGAUGAACACGAUAAACUUAAUAACCCUGAAGAUUAUGACCACAUUGUUAGAGCUGAAAUACCAAAUAAAGAUGAAGAGCCUCAACUUUAUGAUCUGGUGUUGAAACAUAUGAUUCAUGGUCCAUGUGGACUUUUAAACCAACAGUCUUCGUGUAUGAAAAAUGGGGAAUGCAAGAAAAAUUUUCCAAAGAAUUUUACAAAUCACACCGUCCAAGGGAACGAUGCAUAUCCUAUUUAUCGAAGACGGGCAAGUCGUCUACCAGUUCCACUAUGUAGACGAGGAGACACGAUGGUGGAUAACAGAUGGGUUGUUCCUUAUAAUCCAUGGUUGUUGUUAAGAUAUGAUUGUCAUGUCAAUGUUGAAGUCUGCGGAAGCAUAAAGAGUGUCAAAUACUUAUACAAGUAUGUCUACAAAGGUCUUGAUAAAGUAGCAAUGCAAGUGCAGUCUGACCUAGAUAACGAUGAAAUAAGACAAUUUGUUGAUGCAAGGUGGGUUUGUGCACCAGAGGCGUUAUGGAAGAUAUUUAAAUUUGUAACGACCAGAAUAUAUCCAUCAGUUGAGAGAUUACAAAUACAUCUUCCUGAUAUGCAAUGCAUAAGAUUCGAUGCAACUGAAACAAUAGAAGACAUUCUAGCAAAUGAACAUUCACAGAGGACUAUGCUUACUGAAUUUUUCAACAAGAACCAUAAUGAUUCGGAGGCAAGGAGACAUUUGUAUCGAGAAUUCCCUCAAUAUUAUAGGUGGGAUAGUAAGUACAAAAAGUGGGAAAAAAGGAGGAACAACAUUAAGGUCAUUGGGAGAAUUUAUAGUGUUUCACCAUUCGAAGGAGAAAAGUUUUUCCUCCGUGUCCUUCUCAAUCAUGUAAGAGGACCAAAAUCAUUUCGUGAUUUGCUUACUGUGAAUAGAGUUUUGCAACAAACAUUUAAGGAAGCAGCUGAAAAAAGAGCCACUGCAAUUCGAAUGCCAUCAGCUUUGAGGGGAUUAUUUGUCACAAUUUUGGUGUAUAGUCAACCAACUGGUGUCCGUAGAUUGUGGGACGAAUUCCAUCCUUUCAUGGCCGAAGACUACUCUAAUUCGAGGGGGAUGGACGACAGUUCUGUCAAAAAUAGACUGCUUCAACAUCUAAACAGAAUGCUAGAACAAUUUGAUAAGAGCAUUAGAGACUUUGAUCUACCAGAAAUGACAGCUGAGCAAGAAGAUGGUCUACGAGUGCCGAGCUGUAUUGAAGAUGAACAUUCUAUUAAUGUCCCUCAAGAAGAUAUUGAUGCAAUUGGUCGACUCAACAAUGACCAAAUGAUGGCAUUUAACACCAUACUGGAUGCGGUCGUGAGAAGAGAAAGUGCAUUAUUUUUUGUUGAUGGUCCUGGAGGAACUGGGAAGACAAAUUCCAUUCGGUGGAAAAUAAUGAUUUUUGGGGGAUAUUUUCGUCAAGUCCUUCCUGUUGUUCCUAAAGGAACAAGGUCUCAACUGAUUGAAGCCUCCAUUGUGAAAUCAGCAUUUUGGGCACAAGUAAGGAUAUUGAGAUUGAGACAAAAUAUGAGAUCCAUAAAUGACCCCCAAUUUGCAGAGUUUCUACUUCGUGUUGGUGAUGGGAGUGAACAUGUCAUCGAUGACGAAAUGAUAAGAUUACCGGAAUGCAUGGUGAUUCCUCGGGAAAGCGAACAAUCUAUCAACAAAAUAAUUGAUGAUGUUUUCCCCAAUUUAUCAAAUCAUGUCAACGAUGCAAGAUACAUGGUGGACAGAGCAUUGAUUACUCCUCUAAACGAUGAUGUGGACAUGUUAAAUGAGAAGAUUAUCAGAAUGUUUCCAGGUGAAGAAAUUACAAUAUACUCAUUUGACUCUGUGGAAGAUGACACAAGAAAUUUGUACCAACCAGAGUUUUUGAACUCGAUCAACGCCGGUGGGUUGCCGCCCCAUAAAUUAACUUUGAAAACAGGUGCUCCAAUCAUGCUUCUAAGAAAUAUUGACCCAAAAUUGGGAUUAUGUAACGGCACAAGAUUGUUGUGUCGCGGUUCCUACCAAAACCUGAUAGAUGCUGAGAUACUAACCGGACAAUUUGCUGGGACUCGAGUUUUUCUACCUAGGAUUCCUUUGAAAAGUCAAGAAACUGCUGCGCUACCGUUUCAACUAACAAGAAAACAAUUUCCACUCAAACUGAGUUUCUCUUUGACCAUAAACAAAUCUCAAGGUCAGACGAUCCCACAAGUAGGUGUUUACCUCCCAGAUCAUGUUUUUAGUCAUGGACAAUUGUAUGUGGCGUUGUCUAGAGGAGUAUCGAAGUCAACCACAAAGAUUAUGGUUAAAAAAGGCUCCGAUGUUGGUGAAGAAGGCGUGUUUACUAAGAACGUCAUAUUUAAAGAAGUUUUGCUUCAUUCGAACGCAAAUGAUAUGUCGUCUUCAUAG
Messenger RNA from Fragaria vesca subsp. vesca, 3141 nucleotides. RefSeq lists its product as uncharacterized. NCBI's taxonomy places the organism in Eukaryota, Viridiplantae, Streptophyta, Magnoliopsida, Rosales, Rosaceae. The coding region runs from base 1 to 3141 and encodes 1046 amino acids. The transcript is spliced from 5 exons. The record is from RefSeq and is a predicted model, not a curated record.